UCCACUUUCGAGAGGUGGAUUCUCUCCUAACAUGAGCUUUCGAGAGGCUCACUCUCGAAAAAUAAGAAUCCUCACAAUAUUCAAAAUCCCGAUUAUUCCUCCUAAUGAGGCCUAUUUAUAGAAAAACUCUCAUAACAGACUACUCUCCCCGUCCCCGAAAGAAUGACCCAUUUGGCCUAAUUUUAGUCCCAAAAAGAAUGAUCCAUUAGCAUAAAAAUACCCACCAAUUUGCAACAAUAUUUGUGCAAAAUUAGCUUUCCAUAUUAAAUUUUGUUUUCCGUAUACUUUUAUUACUAUCUCUCCCUACUUUUUUGUAAACCCCAUAUAAAUUUAUCUUUUGAAUAUACUUUUACUUCUUUUUAUUUAACUUUAUUAAAACCCGCGAAAUCAACCUAAAAGGGUCGUUCUUUCGGAGACGAAGGGAGUAUAACUUAUUCCCCAAGCUAUUACUAAUAGGCUAUGACUAACAUACCCCUCCCCUACUAUUUAGAAAAUAAUUUUGUCUAUAAUAAUAUUUACCACAUUUUUCCAAAAAAAAAAAAAAAAAAAAAAAAAAAAAAAACUCACCCAAUACUGUCUGUCGUACGUACAGUACUACUACUCCUGUUCAUUCCCACCAAAACAACAGAGAAAGAGAGAGAGAGAAAAAGAGUAGAAUCUAUGGAGAAAAACAAGGAAAUUGAUUCAACAGAAGUUGAUGAAGAAGCAGCAUUAUUCAUCAAUAAGAAUAUAGAGGAAAUUCCAGAAGAAGAACUAGCUCUUAAAAUACUUUUUGUUUCAAUCAACCCACAAAAAAAUAACCAGUCCGCCAUCAAAGAGGAGAAGAUUUUGCUCAUUCCCAGAAACCAUAUAAAUCCUGUCAUAUUUCCCUUUGAUUUUCUCAGUAUUGAUAAUGGAGAUUACACCAACAAGAAACCGACUACAUUCAACUUCAAGGUAGUUCACGAUGAGAAAAGGCCAUUUUACUCGGAUGAUUUGGAUUUCUUUAAAAAUUCUAAGGAUGGUAGAUGGAUUGAAUGGUGCAAUCAUCAAGGUCAAACUCUGAUUUUGUUCCGACCUUUUUUCAAGACUAAGCCCGAUUUGGAUGAUUAUUUCUGUUAUGAUGGCUGCAAUAAAAAAUGUUGGAUUAGUCUUGGGUGUCCAUUUCUCAAAUUCAGCCGUUGGCCUAAUAUCACUGUGUCUCUUCGAGUCUCUGUUGUUGCUCAAUACUUGUUAGGGUUCUUUAGUGAGCUAUUAUCAUUAAGGCUUCCCUGUGAAGAAGAAUUUGGUGCAACUGGCUUUUCUGUCGGUUUAGUCUCUACCAAGAAUCAUCAACUCGAAUAUGACUUGACACUUUUAGAGACGACUGAUUUGUUGAGUGGGAAUCUGAGGCUGGGAAAUCUCAGUUUACUAUCCUCUUUGUACUACAAGUUUACAAUUGAUGAGAGGGAUUCAAUUUUGAGGCCUACUCAAGGGUAUGCUGUUCAGUCUGCUACUACAAUUUCAGGCCUGCUUCCUGAUGGUUGGAGUGCACGAUUUCUGCGCCAGGUAAAGAAGCAGAAGUAUAAUAUAUGUUUCUUGCAUUAUAUACAUUUGUUUGACAAGCUUUUAAACUCUCUGACUCUGUAA
Molecule: messenger RNA, 1608 nt
Organism: Chenopodium quinoa (quinoa)
Lineage: Eukaryota; Viridiplantae; Streptophyta; Magnoliopsida; Caryophyllales; Amaranthaceae
Exons: 3
Coding region: 460-1608 (382 amino acids)
Source: RefSeq, a predicted model, not a curated record